This is a messenger RNA of Fulvia fulva, 429 nucleotides long. RefSeq lists its product as uncharacterized. NCBI's taxonomy places the organism in Eukaryota, Fungi, Ascomycota, Dothideomycetes, Mycosphaerellales, Mycosphaerellaceae. The transcript is spliced from 2 exons. The record is from RefSeq and is a predicted model, not a curated record. Bases 1 to 429 code for a protein of 142 amino acids.
AUGCUCAUUCUCGAUUCAAGCACAUCAUCUUUGCAGCAGACACCAGACAUUCUGCCGAUCCCACGCGUAGAGACGAUGAGCCAGCGCAAACUCACUACGACAGGGCCACUCGAGCUGGCGCCAGCGAAGUGGCUGCCACCACGACCCAAGCCUGACACACCAGACCUCUUCACGGCACUCCCACCGGAGCUUCGGAACUAUAUCCAUGAGCUGGUGUUGCCAGCAGGCCAGUACUACUGGAUGCACGGUGGAUUCAGCACACAGAGCAACGAUGAGGAGCCCUCAAUGCUACGCACCAGCAAGCAGAUCCGAGCAGAGGCAAGCGCGAUGUACUACGCUAGUAACGAGUUCAGGUUCAACAUGCUGCUAGGUGGUGAGCGGUUUGCAAGGUAUGUUACUGGGCGCAGUGAGCAUAAGAGCAAGGGAUGA